Messenger RNA from Serpula lacrymans var. lacrymans S7.9, 1319 nucleotides. RefSeq lists its product as uncharacterized. Bases 712 to 1164 code for a protein of 150 amino acids. NCBI's taxonomy places the organism in Eukaryota, Fungi, Basidiomycota, Agaricomycetes, Boletales, Serpulaceae. The record is from RefSeq and is a predicted model, not a curated record. The transcript has 6 exons.
GCAACUGUAACAUUCUGCGUGGCUAUCGCCUACACUGUCUUUGUCGUGCUCCACGAAAAGUUUCCGUCCCUGCAAAGUGCAUCCGUAUCCUCCAUAGAACCAAUAAACGUAUCCAUCGAGCAAACAAGUUGUCACCGGAGGCCCCUUCCAUCCAUAUCGUAUUUCGAGCCGCGGACAUAUCACAACUUCGAUAACGUCUUGUUAAUCGUCUUCUUCAGUCAUGCACGCUAUAAUGGUAAUCUAGACUUCUACAAGGAGGUAUACUCGGAAUUUUUUCCUAAUAUUAUCUUCAUUGGCCCAGCAAGUAGAGAAGAUGCCGGUUUCUCGCAUUCUUAUGAUGUUCUCGUGGAUUCCUACCAGUCCGACGAAGACCUCAGUGAUCCAUCAUUCUACAAGAUGGCUGGAAGGAUGGCGCAUCACAUGUUAUACACAGCCAUGAAGGAGCAUGAUUGUUAUGAUGGCUAUCUCUGGGCGCCGUUCGAUACACUUCUCAACAUCCCUCGCCUGCAACAGUUCGAUCAAAACUACUUUUGGUACCAUUCGCCGUGGGCGCAGUAUGUUCCUAACCCGGCUCAACCAGAUGCAAAGGCGAGCCAACACGCUCCUUCGGCCAUACUAUCUCCAGACCCUUUUCUCAACCUCACCGAAACCUGGAGAGGGUGGCAAUAUGAUUGGUGGUAAGUAGACCCGCAUGUCGGCGUUCAUGUCUGUAUGGAGGCUUUCCUGAAAGUACCUUUUCAGAUGAGGAAACGCCUCGAACUUUUUACUGAUGGCGUCACCCGGUUUAUUGGCGGUUCUGCAGAUACACUUUAUAUCCCAGGCCGUCAUCGCCAGAAUUUCCUAGACGUUCUUGGGCUAUUCCUAGAGACCGAUUGUUUUCUUGAGAUAGCAACGCCUACCGCGGUCCAUCUAGUGGUGCCAUUAGACGAGCCAAUACUAUACGUUGAUCAUUGGUGGAUAUUCCAGCCACCUUUCAAUGCUUCUUUUGUUCGACAGAAGUGGGAGGAAGGGUACGAAGUAGACACAUUCCAUACGUUCCAUUGGGGUGAUGUCGAUACCGAUGGUGUGUGGACGGGAAAUCAUGGACAUGUUGACGAUGUGCGGCAUCUUCUGGCGGAGUCUGGUAUCAGACAAGGUGUCGAUUUCAACGUGAGCUCGUUGUAAAAUUCGGGAUGCUUCCUGUUUCUACUAUAUAUAUAGUGACGAUGAAGAUCACCGCUUGUCUCUGUACUCGAUUAUCCGCGAAGAAGGAAAAAGAUCGCCUGCGCGCUUCGAUAGAUAUUGUGAUAUACUUCUUGCAAUCCAAUUCAUUGUAGAAA